Messenger RNA from Myzus persicae (green peach aphid), 1696 nucleotides. RefSeq lists its product as uncharacterized. Lineage: Eukaryota; Metazoa; Arthropoda; Insecta; Hemiptera; Aphididae. The transcript is spliced from 3 exons. Gene Ontology annotation, cellular component: extracellular region. The coding region runs from base 34 to 1386 and encodes 450 amino acids. The record is from RefSeq and is a predicted model, not a curated record.
CAGACUAAAAUGUUGUACCCCGCGUGUUUAUAGAUGUUACUGGUGAUGACCGCUGCAGCGGUGAUGACGAUAUCGCUACCGAUGGCGCUGCCGGUGACCGGGAUCGGGCUGCCGGUUUCCCGGUUGACGUACAUCGUGAGCGGGGCUCACCUGGAGUGGACAAGGCCCGGCGAUCGGUUGCGGGCCACCGAGUCGGGCGAGUACGUGGCCCGCAACGUGGCGCCCGCCCGGAUGGCGAUGAGACACGACGGCGUCAUCUACCUGGCCAUGCCCAGGCUCAGGCGAGGAGUGCCGUUCACGCUCGGCGCCGUCGAGUACGACACUUGCGCUAGCACCAUCGAGCCUCCCGUGUCGCCGUACCCGUGCGCGGCCGCCCACUGGAACGCCGCGAGGUCCGGCCCUGGUACCGGUAACUGGACCAUGGUCAACGUGGUGGACGUGCACUUGGACGAUGGCGGCGUGCUGUGGGCGCUGGACAUCGGUAAGGUGAACCUGCUCGAAGACGGAGGGGCCGUCGUCGUCCGGCCGCCGAUGGUGUUCGCAUUCGACACGGACACCAAUGAAAUAAUGCGAGCGAUCGACUUGUCGCGCGCGACCACGGAGGCCAGCUGCCUGCAAUCGAUCGUGGUCGACCACAGCACGACCGCGGGCCAGUUCGUGUACGUGUCGGACGCCGGCCUGGGCAACGUGAUCGUGUACAGCGUGGCCUGCGACAGUUCGUUCAAGGUGCACGUGCCGGUUGGAUCGUGUGGCCGGCGGGACGUCAUGUACAUGGCACCGGUCCAGGCCGACGUGUUGGACAUGGCCGCUGGCCGCGGCACGGCCCGCUACCGACGGCUCUACGUCACGUACCUAUCGUCGUGCGACAUGAUAUACAUACCCGUGCAGGUCGUCGACGAGACAACAGUCGGUCUGCCGACCGUCAACGUGGGUCGGAAGCCGUGCAAGAUGAUCGUGCUGGGCACCGACCGUGGGUCCGUCAUCUACUUCCGGUCCGGCAGCGACACCGCCGAAAUUCUCAGCUGGGACGUCAACAAGCUGUUCCGGCACGAAAACUUUAGGUCCGUGCAGCGCUGUCGAAAGUCCAGGAUACCUUUAAUGGUGACCUUGGGUUUUCUCGGUUACCAGUGGUCAAUGGAGAGCAAUUACGUCGACUUCCUGGUCGGCGACGUCGGGUGUCUGGGCGUCAGCACUAGAAUCGAACGGCUGCAGAUUCGCGACGAAUACCCCGACGACCCGUGUUCGAACACGGUGCCGACGCGAUGCGGCCGAGGCCCGACGGCGGUGGCGACGGAAACGGUCAGGAUAAACAUGAGAGGGAAGAGUGAGACGAUUGGCGUCGACGACACACCCGCCGCGACAAUAGCCGUCGUGCAGGCACCGUAGACACUCGGAUGCAGACGCCGCUGCGCCUUCGGGACCGCCGAUCAUGGCCGCGUCGGAGACAAUACGAUAUUUCUCCGACAUUUUUUUGACCGGAAAAGCAUACAAAUAAAAUAGCAUAUUAUGAUAUUAUUGUUGUACAGAGUGCAAGCGUUUCCGGAUAUGAUUCUUCGUAUUCCGAGAAUUUCUUAGCGUACCCAAUAAAUAUCGUAUAAUAUCCAACGGUAUUCGUUGACUAUGUUAUCGCCGCUGUAGUCUUGUACCGCAUUUAUUGUGCUACACGCCACUCGUUAAUUAUUGUUUGUUUUUUUUU